Messenger RNA from Alligator mississippiensis (American alligator), 3763 nucleotides. RefSeq names its product protein phosphatase 1 regulatory subunit 3E (gene PPP1R3E). Gene Ontology annotation, biological process: regulation of glycogen biosynthetic process. The transcript is spliced from 2 exons. Gene Ontology annotation, cellular component: protein phosphatase type 1 complex. Gene Ontology annotation, molecular function: protein phosphatase 1 binding; glycogen binding. Bases 2149 to 3066 code for a protein of 305 amino acids. NCBI's taxonomy places the organism in Eukaryota, Metazoa, Chordata, Crocodylia, Alligatoridae. The record is from RefSeq and is a predicted model, not a curated record.
GGGCUGCCUCAAUGGAAGAGGGAACAAACAUGGCCACCCUCAGUGUGACCCAUUGGAGGCAGAGGCCCGGGGGCUGUGGGGAUGUCGGGGCUCCCACGCCUUGGAGCCCUGCAUCCUCCCUCAGCAACAUGGCUGCCAUCCCGCUUGCCCCGUUGACCCCAAAGCAAUGGAUAGGGUAGGCCAAGAGGCUCACCCUGCUGACAGGAUGCCAACCCAUUGACAUCAACCCAACAUGGCCGCCCAUUGGCAACAGCAUUGGCAAGACAGCCUGAGGGGUAGGGCCCUGCUCCCUCACCACUGCAUGGAGGCAAUGUGGUUGCUGUGGGCAUGGCCAGGGGACCAACAUGACUGCCCUUGGCGUGAGCAGGCACUGCCCUACCCCCAACUGGGAGGGUGCGGUAGCCGGAGAAGGCUGCAGCCUGGGCAUCUCAUUCAUUAUUCAUGCACCAGCAUCUUCUUUGCAUGAUUAAUGACUCCAGAAGCUCGUUAGCCUCUUAACCCGGCUGGCCCACAACAAUAUGGGCACUGUGUCUACAUGGUGCCCCUCACUCCUAGCCGACAGCCCUGCUGUUGCCCUUCACUCCUGAAUGGCAGCCUAUGGGUGCCCCUCACUCCCAACCUGCAGCCCACUGCACCACCCUGGUACCCCGCACUCCUGACCUGCAGCCCAGGUUUGUUGGCGGGGGGGCAGGGCAGUCCCAAGCUAGUUCUGGGCUUCCAUUAGCUAUUUCACCUCCUUUAUUAUUGAUCCUGGUUGCUGGCCUUUUGCCUGGCAGGGACUUGCUGUUCCAGGCUUGCCUGGAUGCCUGGGUCCCUUCUGCCUUAACCCUUCAUGCUCUGGGGAAGCUCCCUGCUGCCCUCUGCUCCCUCCCCAUUCCUCCACAGGGCUGGCUGAUCAGGGCCUAGGGUGGAGAGGUGAUCCCCAAGUAGACUUGCAGGCUGCUGGGAUGGAGGGAUGUUGAAAGAAAGGCAGGAGGAGAAAGAGAAUAAAGGAGGGAGGGAGGAGCUGGCACAGAUGGGUCAGAAGAGGCAGAAGAGAAAGGGAAGGAGAAAGCCUGUUGGUGGAAAGGGAGAUCGAGAUUCAGGGCCAGGCGGAGCAAUACAUCACACAGAGGGAGAGACAGGAGACGGGAGCCCUGGCAGAGGAGAAGACAGAGGGCGGAGGGACAGAGACAGAACCAGGCAGCGCUCAGACGGACAGAGACCAGGAGGAAGACGGUGUGACAAAAAGACAGGCCCAGACAGAGGAACAGAGCCAAGCCCGUUGGAAGGAAAGGUGAAAGACCAUCUGAUGGAGAGAUAUGAGGCAGAGCCUUGCUGAAGGGACAGCACUGGGCUCUGGGAAAGCAGGGAAUGUGGAAGACCAUGUAAUGGAGCAAUAGGGAGAGUAACGGGUGGCUCAGGGGAAGGAAAUGUGGACACCUGCCUGACGGAGAGAGACAAGACAGACCCAGCCAGAGAGGUAGACCCAGGCACGCCGGAAGGUGGAAGAUUGCAUGACGGAGAAACAGCUUUUGUGAAGCUGGAAAGAAAGAACAAGACAGGCCCCAGGUACAGAGAGAACUUGAAGAAGGGAGUGCGGGAGGCAGCGUGGUGGAGAGAGAGACCACAGGACAGAGCUCUGAUGGAGGGCUAAAGCUGGGCUGGCUGGAAAGAGCGAGCGUGGGAGGACACGGAGCCCAGGUGGAGUGAAGGGCUGGGAAGGAGGGAACAUGCCAGGCUGGUGAUGGAAGGAUAGGACACGGAGCCUGCUGAAGCAAGACCUUCGGAAGAAGAGAGUGUGUCUGGCCAGGGACGGAGGAACAGAAGGAGGCGGGGCCUGGGGCAAGAAGGUUUGGAAGGAGGGAAUGUGGCAGGCUGUGACAGAUGAAUAGGAGCGCACAGAGCCUGAUGGAGUGAGAGGUUUGGGAGGGAACGUGGCAGGCCAGAGACGGAUGAACGGGAGCACACAGAGCCUGGUGGAGUGACAGGUUCGGAAGAAUUGAACGGGGAAGACGGUGACGGAGGGAUAGAGGGGCACAGCCUGGCAAAGCAAGACUUGGAAGGAGGGAAGGUGGCAGACCUGUGACAGAGGAGUAGAAGGACACAACACCCAGCAGAGUGAGCGCAGGAAGGAGGGAGGGUGCCCAGCAAGCGACAGAGGGGGCCAUGGCGGGCACCCCCCCGCCACCGCCACGGGGUGACAUCCCGCGCAACCUGAGCUACAUCGCGGGGCUGUACGAGCGCGCCUACUACCGCACCGCCCGGCCCAGCCUGGCUGACGACUCGGAGGACUCGGAGCCCGAGGGACGCUCGCGCCGCUCCACCCGGCCCCGUGCCCCCCGGCUCCGUACCCGCCGGACCCGCACCCGCCAGAGCCGUCGGGCUCACUCUGCCCCACCCGGGCCAGGGGCGGGGGCUGGGGGGGGCUCGGGGCGGGCACGCAGCCCCGGGGCGCGCAAGCGGGUACGAUUUGCCGACGCACUGGGGCUGGAGCUGGCCAGUGUGCGGCAGUUCUGGCCAGCCCAGCUGCCCGAGGUGCCCGAGCGCGUCCAGGCCCAGCUACGGCGGGACUCCCUCAGCCACUUCCCACCCUGCCUGCCCUACAUCAAGGCAAGCAGUGGGGCAGCGCCGUGGGCAUGGGCAGCAGCAGAGGCAGAGGUGGGGGCACGGCUGGCAGCGCAGGCGGUGGCACUGGAAGGGGCACGGGCAGAGGGGGUGGGCGUGGCGGGGACACUACGCGUGCUGGACCUGGCCUAUGAAAAGCGGGUGAGCGUGCGCUACACAUGGGAUGGCUGGGCCAGCAAGCGCGAGGCCCCAGCCGCCUACGCCGGCCCUGCGCCACCCCCCCCUGGUGCCUGCCCACCCGCCGCACCUGGUGCUGACCGCUUUGCCUUCCGCCUGCCCCUGCCACCGCCUGGUGCCACCCUGGAGUUUGCCCUGCGCUACCGUACUGCUGGCGCCGAGUUCUGGGACAACAAUGAAGGCCACAACUAUGCCCUGCGCCCUACCGUGCCACUUGCUGGCUCCCCCCGUGAGCUGCCCCCUAGUCCCCUGCCCCUUCCUGACUGGAGCCGCUUUGCCUAACACCGCCCCGGUCCCUCCGGGACCUCCACCCAGCUCAUGGCCCUCACCCAGACCACUGGUCUUGGCCCCGCGACUCUUAACCUGCACCCUCCACACCCCGCCUCUCCUGCAGGCUCACGGCCCCAGAUGGGACCCUGGCCCCAGCCUCCAGCCACAGCCCUGCACAUCCCAGCCAGGGCAUCCCAGCACACCCCAGGUGGGUCCCCCUCCCCAUGAUCCCACGAGGCCCGUGACCCCUCCACUACACCCCACUCCGCCAGCCAGGAACACUGGCCUUGGUCCUAGGAUCUCAGGUCCCAGCCAGGCCCCCCAUCCCCAGCCAGGCCCCCCAGCUGCACCACAAGAAAGUGCCCUGAAAUACACUCUGCCCAGAGGCACCCCCUCCUCCCCCCCGCAGCUAUGGCCUGAUGGGGGGCAGGACUCCCCAUCUGCCCCUGAGGGCGGGGCUAGCUACACCUGGGGGGCAUAGCCACCAGGGGCUCCUCCCACCAGACCAGAGGCACCCCUGCAUGGAGGAUGCUGGGCAUGGGUGCACCACUGCCAUGGAGGCCGCACUGCCUGACAAUAAAGACAAUGAAGUCUAGACUGGCCAAGCUGGUGUGUCCCUAGUGUUCAUCUGUCUACCCACAGCGCGGGGCUGCCCGGGGUGUCUCUGGGACCCCUGUGGGGGGGAGGAGAGAACCCAGGCAUCGAGCUC